AUGGUCCUCUACCCCGGCACGGACGACGAGGGUGAGCCCCAGGUCAAGUCGGCGUGCGAGCUCUGGCCAGUCCCAGCGCCGAAGCCGAAGCGCAACUGCGCCCGCGCCCCAUCCGCCGUGCUCGGACCGGCGUCGGCACUGCCCAGCCCUGGCCAACGCGUGCGGGUCAUUCUGGGGACGCGCCCUUGCGAGGCCAAGCAUCAGGCGGCCACCCAGCCCAGGAUCACCACCCUGGCGGUGCGCAACCUACAUAUCUCGACCUCUCAGCAGGAGUUCCUCGACGAGGUCAACCGCAGUGGGUUCGUAGAGAAGUACGAUUUUGCAUACCUCCCGAGGAACUUCGCGGAUGGCUCUGGGAAAGGCAUGGCGUUCAUCAACUUCAGGACUGCUGACGCGGCCAGCACCUUUGCAGCCGCUUGGCACCGCUCCAGGCGUCUCUGCACCAAGGACGAGGCAGGUAAAGACGUCCCGCUCAACGUUUCCGACGCCUCUGUGCAGGGCCUUGAGGCGAACCUGCGCAAGUGGAGUGCCAGACGGGUGACGCGCGUCAAGAAUGCUGACUUCUUGCCCUUCGUCCUCAAGGACGCAGAGCCAGAGCCGAUGGCCUCGUGGCUAGAAGCUUCGGAGCUUGCCGCCGUCGCCGCGACGAAUCCUCGCUGA
Molecule: messenger RNA, 660 nt
Organism: Prorocentrum cordatum
Lineage: Eukaryota; Dinophyceae; Prorocentrales; Prorocentraceae
Source: the annotation of a GenBank genome assembly